Alternaria rosae is the source of this 1396-nucleotide messenger RNA. RefSeq lists its product as uncharacterized. The record is from RefSeq and is a predicted model, not a curated record. Gene Ontology annotation, cellular component: methionine adenosyltransferase complex. NCBI's taxonomy places the organism in Eukaryota, Fungi, Ascomycota, Dothideomycetes, Pleosporales, Pleosporaceae. The transcript has 5 exons. Gene Ontology annotation, biological process: S-adenosylmethionine biosynthetic process. Bases 182 to 1141 code for a protein of 319 amino acids. Gene Ontology annotation, molecular function: methionine adenosyltransferase regulator activity.
GGCGAGCUUGCAGGGAUUCAGGGUCUCGCUAGCACGUGAUGCUGCGCGGACCUGGGGGUGCACACCUGGGCAGGUGCCCCACGGGAGCUGCUACAAUGCACCACGCUGUCGUCAUCAUCGCUUGAUCGACUGAUCCAAACUAAACUUCUGCAAAGAAUCCUUGACUGCGCAUGGUACCAGUAUGGCACGGACAGCAUUGAUCACCGGUGCUAGUGGUCUGCUCGGCCGUCAAGUGCAGCGAGAGUUCUUGUUAGAUGGCUGGAAGUCUAUCGGCACUGGUCUGCAUCGCACCACUGCUCCAGGUGUGGUGAAACUGGACAUUUUGGAUUCUAAGGAGAUCUUCAGGGUGCUUAAUGAAGUCAAACCGAAAGUCGUCGUCCACUGUGCUGCCAACCGCUUCCCGGACUCUUGUACUAAAGACCCAGAAGCAGCCAGGAAAUUGAACGUAGACGCAAGUCGAGCGCUGGUUGAGGCUACCAUCUCUCGGGGUAUCUUCCUCAUAUACAUCUCGACAGACUACGUGUUUGGAGGUAGACCUGGAGAGGCUCCCUACAAGACGGAUUCGACGCCGAGCCCACCGAAUACGUAUGGCCAAACCAAGCUGGAAGGCGAACAGGCUGUUCUUGAGGUUGCUGCUAAGACUGGCGCAAAGAACAAAGUCGUCGUUCUUCGAGUACCGGUCCUCUACGGAUCCUGCGAUGAGCCCAAAGACAGUGCAGUCAAUGUCCUCAUGUCGCAAUUGUGGAACGCCCAACAGAUAGAGCAUGGUCAACCCAAAAUUCAAGUCGACGACUACGCGCUUCGAUACCCUACCAAUACCCAAGACGUUGGCCGAGUGUGCCGCGACAUAGCGAAGCUGUAUCUUGAUCCCGCGAGCGCGAACCGCGAGCUACCCAAUGUUCUUCACUUCAGUUCCGAAGAUCGGAUGACUAAAUGGCAGAUUUGCCAGACAUUUUCCGAAAUCAUGGGGUUACCACUCGACAACAUGGAGUCCUUCAAGCCUGAUGAAGAACCAAAAGACGGCACUAUCAGGCCUUACGACUGCCAUCUGGACACUAGCGCGCUACGGGACCUGGGUAUCGAUGUAUCGACUGUUGACUUCCGCACAUGGUGGAGGCGAGAAGUUGGGGCUUUCCGCUAAGGAUUACCCCGGUUGACAACACACAAACGCCUAUUAGCAGAUCAUCAGCAAAGCCUCCAGAAAGUAAUGACCUUGUGCUCCUGCUGCACAAUGGUCAGGUGUCUCAAUAUUGCUUGUCGCGAAGCGAAGAUUGCGACAACGGUAGAUCUCCGCGACGUGUCCCAAGUAUAGCUAUUCGUACCUGUGUUUUUACUCCUAUAGGAAAGUCUGAAUCCACUUACCGCACAUCUCGGGUAUCGUAUUGGACGGUCCAGC